Seriola dumerili (greater amberjack) is the source of this 3553-nucleotide messenger RNA. It is a transcript of the gene st6galnac5a, whose product is annotated as ST6 N-acetylgalactosaminide alpha-2,6-sialyltransferase 5. Gene Ontology annotation, molecular function: alpha-N-acetylgalactosaminide alpha-2,6-sialyltransferase activity. NCBI's taxonomy places the organism in Eukaryota, Metazoa, Chordata, Actinopteri, Carangiformes, Carangidae. Bases 119 to 1123 code for a protein of 334 amino acids. Gene Ontology annotation, biological process: oligosaccharide metabolic process; ganglioside biosynthetic process. The transcript is spliced from 5 exons. The record is from RefSeq and is a predicted model, not a curated record.
GCUGGCACAGUGCGGACGGACUGGAGUGGAUCGGGGACUGCGAAUGGAUGGCGCUGGACCAUGAGAGAAAGUGGAGUCAGACGCACUGAGCCGCAGCGAUAAGACAGCGCGCUGCAAAAUGAAGACACCUAUGCGCCAUGGGGUAGCCGUGCUUCUCGUGCUUCUCCUGUGCGCCAGCUUGUUCCUUGUCUACAACGGCAGCUUCAACAUCGCUUCCAGGGACUCUAACGACACGCGCAUCCGACAGCAUGAACAGCUGCGGCGGCCCACUGAAGCCUCCGUGAGGGUGGCCAAGCCUCACGCCCCGGUCCUCCAGGGAUACAGCGGCAUCAUCGACCAUAAGCCUCUGAGGAUGCACUGCCAGACCUGCGCCCUGGUGACCAGCUCAGGUCACCUCAUCGGAGGCGGUCGGGGUGAAGAGAUCGACCGGGCCGAGUGCGUCAUCCGCAUGAACGACGCCCCCACCGCCAGGGGUUACGCACGUGACGUCGGCCGCCGCACAUCACUGCGUGUCAUUGCUCACUCCAGCAUGCAGAGGGUCCUGCGGAGCCGCCACGAGCUGCUCAACGCUAGCCAGGACACCGUGUUCAUCUUCUGGGGCCCCAGCAGCUACAUGAGGCGUGACGGGAAGGGCCUGGUGUACAACAACCUGAGGCUGAUGAACCAGGUGUUGCCCAAACUCAAAGUCUACAUCAUCUCCUGGCAGAAGAUGCUGCAGUUUGACGAGCUCUUCAAGAAGGAGACUGGCAAGGACAGGAGGAUAUCAAACUCCUGGCUGAGCACCGGCUGGUUCACUAUGACCAUCGCCUUGGAGCUGUGCGAUAGGAUCAAUGUCUAUGGCAUGGUUGCCCCUGACUUCUGCAGAGAGCCUCAGCAUCACUCCGUCCCCUACCACUACUACGAGCCUCGUGGUCCAGACGAGUGUGCCAUGUACAUUUCCCACGAGCGUGGACGGCGGGGCAGCCACCACCGCUUCAUCACAGAGAAGCGGGUCUUCGCCAAAUGGGCACGGACGUUUGACAUCCACUUCUACCAGCCAGACUGGAGCCCCCCACCUCUACCAGCCAACCGGACGCUGGAGGGAACGGUCACAACGGCACCCCCGGUAACCCAGAAGACGUGACCAGUGUUGGGGUGAAGAAAAUGCUGUAGAGAUUCAUGUCAGAAGGACUGAGGAUGGGGUGCUGGACCCUUAACAGGAUGGAUAAAACAUGAAGUAGGCAUGAAAACUAAUUACCACAGAUGAAGACUGACUCUUGUUGAUCCUGCUGGACAUUUGUUAGGAACAUUUCUCCAGCUCCACCACUACAACUCCAGCAGUGUGUUUUGUUUACUGCACUGAACUAGUUCAAAGUUGUACAUCCUUUUUUGAAAACCUUGUAAAGUGAGGUUGUACGAGAAGGCAUCGUCAUCACACACUCCACUCUCAAUGCAUGCAGUGUCUUACUGUUGAUCCUCCAGUUCUUUGUGUAUAUGUGUGUGCGUGUGUGUGUGUGUGUGUGUGUAUGCAUAUGUUUACCAGAGGAAUCACAGGGGACACAAGUUGGGCUCUCCACAAAAGCCUCUGUUGGAUGAAGGCCGUAUGCAGGAUUCAGUGCUUACGGCCCAUUGAAAGAAAAAUACCACUACAAUGCCCAUAAUCCAACAAUGUAAUGCUUGGGAGAGUGUGAGCUGAAUAGUAAUAAUAGUGUAGCCUGGUUUAAAUUUUUGCUAUUUGACACUAUGAUCACUGUUCAGACGUCAUAUUCCUCUGUGGUUUUCGAAGAUUGAGGAGUUCAGUUUUGGCGACAUUCUUUAAACUCCUGUGUCAUGAAACAAGGCUCAAAGUCGUAUAAAUAACUUCCCUGACUUUCAUUUACACUGCGCAUUGGAUAUGUGCAUUGAAAGAUCACUAAAGGGUCACCCAAGCUAAACAUUGCAGUGACCAUUUCCUGGCUGAAGGACGAGUGCGUAACAUUCACUGAGGUUCUAUCUCAUGCGUGUGCACCUCCUCUGGCCGCCCAUACAUAUGUAUCAUAAAGGCUUCAUCGGCUCCUGUCACCAGUUAAUAGUGCGAUUUAUAUAGCAACAAGCUGGAUUUCCAUGUAAUGCACAGCCAUGUCACAGAAGACAAGUGGGAGAUUAAGAUCGAAAGCAGGGAAGCAGCGUCUGCAUCCAUCCUGCUAUAUUCAUCGGCUGCUGCCUCUGUGAGCCUGAAUCACCUCGCGAGAGAAUUACACCGUUUGGAAGAAUACCGGGUUUUCUAUUUUUGUUAAACUGAUAAGUAUAUGAUCUGUCACUCUCGCCUCUCUGGAUUGUGUUUUAUGUGCACUCUCCUGUCAUUUGAUGGAGUAUAUCCUACAUGUAUACUGCCCCUUCUCUCUGUCUCUGUCUCACUCUGAGAUCCUCACGUUUUCCUCCUCUCUGCUCCGUCUCCAUGAAUAAGAAUCAGGUUUGAGUUAGAAAGUGAUGAGACUUGUGGUUAGUUUAAUGAUACAUCCUGAUUCUAAGUCCCUAUUGGUCUUGCCCUCAUCUCUAACGUGAGUAAUGAGAGGACAGAUGCUGUGGGUCAGAUACAUAGGUGCUCCUGACUCCCAUCAUGUUUCCUCUGUGAUGAGGACACGAUUGCUUUUCACACUUCAACAGCUGCAGGAGUGGUGCUACUGUACGUCGCCUGGUUCUGAGUGCUGCUGACUUUGUACUGUCGCAAAGACCAAGGUGUGUAUGUGUGUGUGUGUGUUUUCCAGAGAUGUUGACUCAUCUGCGAAUGGCCGUGUGUAAUUGUACUUAUUAACAAAAGUUCCUGCCUAAUUAACUCUGCACUGAAUCACAGAAUGUUAUUUAGGGUUGCAACUGCUCAUUAUUUUCAUUCUCAAUUCAUCGUUUGGUCUAGAGAAUGUCAGAAAACAGUGAAGAAAUGUCCAUCACAAGUACCCAGAGACGGAAGUGACAUUUUCAAAUCACAUUCCAAAACCCCAAAAAAUACUCAAUUAACAGUGAUACAAUUUUUUUUCUUGAUUAUUAACUAAAUGGAAUUGUUUGACAUUUUGGGAAAUAGUUAUUCCCCUUCUUGCCAGGAGAAUGAAAUGAAUACAGACGUGCCUCUUUCUUGUCUGAACAGUAAAAAAGUAAAUCAUGAAAAAAGUCAAACUUAAAAAUGACAGUUGGCCAUAACCCUGCGUAGGAUGACUAAAUGUUUUUACACCUCAGCUAGUGUGUGAAGUGUUAAUUGGUGAGACUUAAAGCUGCUGGUAGAUGGAUUUAGCUUCCCUUGGACAGAGUGGGUUAGCCGUUUUUCCAUUUUAACUCUUUAUGCCAAGCUAAGCUAACUGGCUGUUCACUUCAGCCACAUUUUACUGUAUAGACAUGAUAGUGGUGUCAAUUUGAACAUCCAACUCUAGCCAAGAAGGAGCAUUUCCCAAAAUAUCAUACAAUUCCUUUCAGCAAUUAAUCAUGUUUCACUGCUAAUUCAUUUUCUGUUCCUCAACUAAUUGAUCGUGUCAGCACUGAUGUUAAUCUGUUUUCUUGUCUUUUGCACAUAAUGGAAAAUGUCAUUCCACUCAAUAAAAUAAUU